Molecule: messenger RNA, 1997 nt
Organism: Sycon ciliatum
Lineage: Eukaryota; Metazoa; Porifera; Calcarea; Leucosolenida; Sycettidae
Exons: 2
Coding region: 301-1911 (536 amino acids)
Molecular function (GO): protein binding
Source: RefSeq, a predicted model, not a curated record
CGAGUUGCAUGCCGCAUGGACAUGAUGGAGGCUGGUGCUUGCCUGGAGUUUUACUGGCCGAUGUCACUGCUUUCUUGCCAUGAGAAGUGUAUAAUAUCUGGAUGAGUGGUGAUAGCGCUGAGCUCUGGCAGAGAGUUGGUUCAGGCGACCGGGUGUUCGAGGUGUACAUGAACUAACUUUAUGUGACAGUCUUGUCCUGCCAGUCCUGCUGCAACAGUGCAGCUCCAACCGGCCAUAUCAGGCGUAUGCCAAUGCAGUUGUUGUUGUAGUUGUUUCACGGAAGUAUUAGUUGGCUCCACAAUGGAUGCUCAGGAAGAGCCUUACCCGAACAGCAGCGGGUACGUUUCUGACGCGAGUACGAACUGGUCAAGCCAAACCAGCCCGGCAGAAGGGCUUGAAGUCGAUUCUGGCGAGCGGGUGCUUGACCUGGAAAAGUCAAUAACUAUGUUGCUUACUGCCGGUGACGUUGAUGCCGCCCGUUCUUUGUUCCAGUUUGCCUCGUUUGCCAAGGAAGCCGAGCACCAAGGUCGGAUUUCGACGCAGAAAGAGCCGGCAGAGCAGCCGCCCGCACUCCAUGGCCACCAGUCCCUUCAAGCUGAGCACCGGGCCCAGGCGAGACAGCGCGACGCAACACGCGACGCAACGCCGGCGGAACUCGCAUUGCGGGCGGAACUGGAUGCAAUGCGGGCGGAACGUGAUGCCCUGCGGGUGCAAUGUGACGCAGCUAGGGUGGAAAGCGAAGCAAUGCGAGCGCAACGUGAUGCACUGUGGGCAAAAUUCCACGUCGGGAAGCAAAAUCAAAGCGGCAUUGUUGAAUUUGCGGCACGGAGUUUGCUACCACCGAAAUCAGUUGGAAGGCCACAAGGAAGUUCCAUCGCAGAAGCUCUAUACGAGAAAGCAAGUUUGAGGGGGACAGUUGGUGAAGAGGCUCGCUAUUCCCUUAUUAUUGGUCCACCGCCGCCAUCUCUUCCAAACCCCAAAGCCAAUUGGAAACGGGUUGGAGAGCUUCCAAUGGCCGGUAAGGGCCAUUAUCUUGAGUCGAUGGCAUAUGUUGAUGGACAUCUCUACGUAACCCUGCAGGAACUGUGUUCAGGCAAGUGCAGUAUCUGGACUGGACCUCUCGGAAAUCGGGAGGUGGACUGGUUGGCCAAAGAUCCGCCGACAAUAGAGCAGAAUGCUCUUGAGCAUCCGCCUACAAGCGGACAGCGCAAUAAGCGCGAGGAACCCCCACACCUUCUGGUCCAAUCCCACAUGUCCUUCCUGUUCCUGAUAGUGCAGUUCCCUUCACAACCAUCUAUCGUGUACAUUGAACAACCUGAGGGCUGGUGUCGUCUUGUGCAGCUCCCAGCGUAUCGCCGACGAUUUGGGAUUGUAAUAACCGACGGGCUUCUCAUAAUAGUCGGAGGCUUCACUGAUGUGGAGUCUCCCUCUCGUGCGCAGCCUGAUAUAAUUUCCUGCGACUUGAUUGACGCCACCACCAGAGGAAAACCACGGUGGAUAGAUUGGCCAAACCUUCCUCAGAGCGUCGGCACAUUGACCCGCACUGGUACGGCUGAUCGCGGCUAUUUGCACGUGAUCGGCCAAAAAUAUGAACGGGAUUACAGCUCGUGGCCUGUGUACUCAAAGGAUCUCUCUUCACCCAUAGCCGAUAGUAACUGGCAAGCUAAUAUACUUCCCAACUGUCCCAUCAUAGGUGGUGUGCUGCGAAAGAUCAAUGAUUGCCUAGUAUGCAUUGUUAAAGAAUUCAACCCAGCAGCACAGAUGAGAAUGUAUCUUUUUUCACCUAGAGACAACCAAUGGCUCCGUUUGCCAAUUGCUGACGACCUACCCGGUCAUCUAACGUAUGGCGCGAAUGGCCGAAUGUUUCACUUCCAGGCCAAUGGACAAAUGCAGGAGCUGAUUUGGCAAUAGGCAUGGUAUCUUGCACAUGCUCGUUGUUUGCUCAUCUCUGCUCGCACCAAUUUCCAGGUCACUAGCCAUCUCCCCCCCCCCCACAC